ACCCUCUACAGUGGUGUCCUCAUCAAACUGGUACUUUUCAGCGCAUCACUUGGAAUUGUUCCAAUAUCAUCAUACUUUCUCACCGACAAAUAUUUGUGGAAUGGCAACUCGACCUACUCUGCAAUCACGGCCAUUGUAGCUGCAAAUAUCGUGCUUGUGGCUUACAUUGUGCUGUCGCUAUUGGAGGACAAGCAAGAACGAGAAGGAGCAAAGGUCUCGGAGAAAGCUGGCGAGUCAAGAAAGGAACGAUAG
Messenger RNA from Stereum hirsutum FP-91666 SS1, 252 nucleotides. RefSeq lists its product as uncharacterized. The record is from RefSeq and is a predicted model, not a curated record. The annotation marks the transcript as partial. Gene Ontology annotation, biological process: vacuolar proton-transporting V-type ATPase complex assembly. The transcript has 2 exons. Gene Ontology annotation, cellular component: endoplasmic reticulum membrane. NCBI's taxonomy places the organism in Eukaryota, Fungi, Basidiomycota, Agaricomycetes, Russulales, Stereaceae.